ACACAAUUUCAAUUAUCACAGUAUAUACAUGUACAUGUAUAUACCAAUAUAGGGAAACAUUUCUUUGAAUACUUGAAACACCGUAAGUGUUAACUAAAUGGCAGAUAGGACGGUUAAGGUUCAUUUGAUGAGGGGUGGGAGGGAAAUAUCAGAAAUACGACGAUUUUCGUACCCAUCAACGACUACCUUCAAUCAACUAUACGAAAGGAUAAAAGCCGUGUUCCCUGAACUCCAAAACAAAACCUUUAGUCUUCAGUGGCAAGAUGAUGACGGUGACUUUGUGUCCUUUUCUUCGAACGAAGAAAUGUCGGAGUUUACGAAGAAUGCGGUAGACGGUUGCUUGAAAAUAUACGCUAGAGUGCACACACGUACACCAUUUCUCAAGCCAAAACUUAAGGCAUGUGCAACAAAAAUUCCAGAAGUUGGAACAGAAGAAUUUGUGCAAUAUAUUACCAUCGGCGUAAAACUAUUCCCAGAUUACAUGACUGGCCAAGGAAAUGCUGAUCAAAGGGUUUCCGAAAGCGCUGAUCGAUUUGAAAAUGUUGACGUCACCAACGAGAGCACCGAAAAUAACAAAGAAUCAAUUGACAUCGACAAAGAAGUAGAGCGUGUCGACCAGAGUAAUGCUAAGAGCGAGCAGAACACAAAACCCGAGAACCAACUGGAAGAAAACACAGUGACCGAAUGCGAAACCAGUGAAACAUUUAUUUCUGAUCCAUGCAAUGAAAUUGAAGAAGCCUUACAACAGAUGAUGUCAAUGGGUUUCCACAACGAAGGCGGAUGGCUCCUCCGUCUUUUGCAAGAGAAAGAUGGUCACAUUGAGGAAGUGUUGGAAAAUAUUCUUAUUGAAGAAACCCCUCAGCGUACAAGACGACAAAAGGAACAGGGAACAGUACCAGGCACGUGUGGUGGUUGCCAUAGCAAGUCGAUGACAUAUUCGUCUUCGGGGUUUCCAGAGAGCAGCAACCUAUUUCAACACAUUUUUCAACACCUGAGAGUGUAUUUUGUUGAGGAAGGGGAGGAUAUUAGAAGUGAAAGAAGCAACCAGUUGCUAGAUCUCGGGAAAGACUCGAUAAGAAUAUUGGGAAACUUAGCCGAGCCGAAACAUUGCUUCUCAAAGCCUGAAUACACCAAAGCAACAGACGAAAGGGAACCCACUACACAAACAGAAAACGAGGAUUCAAAAGAAAGUGUUCCAGAAAGGAAUGAGAAAUCGGACGAAGAUGUCGAUGGUCCGGCAGCGGGAACAGACUCGUCCAAAAAUGACGGACACUGGACCUUUGUAGAGGACGAAAUCCCGCAGACCAGGGCCGAAUCAAAUCCGGAAGAGAGGACAGAAAGCAAGAGCUACCAGGCAAACAGCCCUCUUACUGCUGAAAACUCUCGGGGUUUUCAAGUAGAGGAUCCACCAAGUGGACUUGACCCGAGAAUUGACGAAUCUUUGACGCAAAUGAUGUCAAUGGGAUUUCAUAAUGACGGAGGAUGGUUGCAGUGCUUGCUUCGAGAAAAUCACGGCAGUAUCGACAAAGUACUGGACAUCGUACAGAAGAGUGUCAAAGAAAACAAAUAAACUAGUAUCGAAAUAAAUUUUCCUAUGAUUGUUCUACUAUUUCUAUGAAUUAUUUUCAAGUAAUAUAUAAUUACUCACGUUUGUAUAUAUAUGGAUACGUAAUGUACUAUUUUCAGCAUACAUGUGUAUGAGCAAGAAUAUUGAGUGAGAUUUUUCUGUUGUCAGUCUGCAAAAUAAUGUCCACCUCAUCACGGAUUUCUGCAUGGUCAUAGGAUGAAACCACAUUUGUAGUGCAGUUUUCCAUUUGGGCAUAGCGGAAAUCCGUACAAAUAUUCUUGAGCAGUGCAACUAGGUUGCAAUUAUUAUUAGACGAUUAAACAUUCUAGAAUCGAUAUACAAUAUGGAUCCAAGAUUGUUCCAAUUAUGAUUUCCUGUACGGCUAGUCCUGCAGGAAUGAUAACAAAAAUUUUAUAGUUAGAUGUUCCGAGACAUUCAAUGCCUAAUCUCGGUUUAGUGUCACGAGCUCACGAGUCAUUUCCGCAUUUGCAUUCCACUACAUUUUCCCCAUAGGAUCCAAAAUAUAAACGAGAGUACUUUUGUCCCCGCCCUCGCCACUCUAUCUAAGAAUUAAAAUGGAGACGUAACAUUAAAUCGAAAGCCCCUUUCAUGUUAUAGAAUUCCUGUAAAAUUGAAAUUAUGCGACACCGGUCAAAACAGUUAUUGAAAAGGGUGAGCCAGCUGUUGCAUGUUUUUCUGUAUAAUCUUUGUACAUUUUAAACCUCGAGAAAACCACAAAGCGAAUUUCAACAAACUUACACAAACGAUUCUUUUUUUAAAAAGGGAGUAUUAGCUUUUGUCAAAAUCGGACCACGUCCUCUCCUAAAGGUGUGGAUGAAUAGGAAAUGGCGUGGAUAUGUCACUAUUUUCUUUAGUAAAUCUUGCAUUCCUGAAGACUAAAGUUUCAAUCACAUUAUCAAACUAAUCACGUUCACUUUGGCAGCCAUGGUUGUUGAAGGAAGUGAUCGAUUUCAUAACUGCUAUAAGGAAUACAAAAUCAAGAGUUGGACAAACACGGCCCCCUGGUUAAUUGGUAUGUUUGGGAUCAUAAUGUAUGGAGACUGUACCGUUACGAGGUUCAUAUGAUGAUCCAGGUGAGCGUUGUGGUACAUGUAUAUAUAGUUUGUUUUAAUUUAUUAUAUUUCCCCCUCGAUUGUUUGACCACGUUAUCAAACAUAAAAAGAAGUGGACAUGGAGGCCCUCUAUUUCAUUAUUUUGUGCUGAUGUAAGUGUAAUGAUAUUUUUAUGCUUGUAUUUUUACAAUCUUUAGUCAGAUUGGUAUUUUUAUUGAGACCUCAAACAUUGGUGACUAAAUAUAAUAAAAAAUCUUUUUUAA
Messenger RNA from Ostrea edulis (European flat oyster), 2903 nucleotides. RefSeq names its product sequestosome-1-like. Gene Ontology annotation, biological process: mitophagy; aggrephagy; endosome organization. The transcript has 9 exons. Gene Ontology annotation, cellular component: amphisome; aggresome. Gene Ontology annotation, molecular function: protein kinase C binding; K63-linked polyubiquitin modification-dependent protein binding. The coding region runs from base 98 to 1570 and encodes 490 amino acids. Lineage: Eukaryota; Metazoa; Mollusca; Bivalvia; Ostreida; Ostreidae. The record is from RefSeq and is a predicted model, not a curated record.